UGGUCAUCAACACCGGCGACCGCACUAUUAUGGGUCGCAUCGCGAAUCUGGCCUCAGGUCUGGAAAUGGGCGAAACCCCCAUCGCCAGAGAGAUCGAGCACUUCAUUCACAUCAUCACAGGAGUGGCUGUUUUCUUGGGCGUCACCUUCUUUAUUAUCUCGUUUAUAUUGGGCUACCACUGGUUGGACGCCGUUAUCUUCCUCAUCGGCAUCAUCGUCGCCAACGUUCCCGAAGGACUGUUAGCCACAGUCACCGUAUGUCUGACACUCACUGCCAAACGUAUGGCGAGUAAGAACUGUUUGGUGAAAAACUUGGAGGCCGUGGAGACACUGGGCUCGACGUCUACCAUAUGUUCCGAUAAGACGGGAACUUUGACUCAGAACCGGAUGACUGUCGCCCACAUGUGGUUCGACAAUCACAUCAUCGAAGCCGACACCACCGAAGAUCAAACCGGCGUUCAAUACGACAAGACGUCUACCGGUUGGAAAGCCCUGAGUCGGAGCUGCUGUCUGUGCAGUCGGGCUGAGUUCAAAGCGGGUCAGGACAGUGUGCCCAUCCUUAAGAGGGAGUGCGCGGGCGAUGCCUCGGAGUCGGCUAUACUGAAGUGCAUGGAGAUCGCCAUCGGGAACGUGGAGUCCAUUCGCCGCAAGAAUCUGAAAGUAUGCGAAAUCCCGUUCAACUCGACCAACAAAUAUCACGUAACCAUUCACGAGACGGACGACCUCCAGGACGCCUCCUACCUGUUGUGCAUGAAGGGGGCGCCCGAACGCAUACUCGACCGGUGCUCCACUAUCUUCAUCAACGGUCAGGAGAAGCUAUUGGACGAGGAUAUGCGCGACGCCUUCAACGCCGCCUACCUUGAGUUGGGAGGUCUGGGCGAACGGGUCAUAGGAUUCUGCGACUAUAAGCUGCCGAUCGAUAAGUACCCGCCCGGAUACCCCUUCGACCCGGAUGAGGGCAACUUCCCUUUAGACAGUCUCCGCUUCCUGGGCCUCGUCUCCAUGAUAGACCCGCCCCGAGCGGCCGUUCCCGACGCUGUGGCCAAAUGCCGGAGCGCUGGCAUCAAAGUAAUUAUGGUUACCGGCGACCAUCCCAUCACCGCCAAGGCUAUCGCCAAAGCGGUCGGCAUUAUAUCGGAGGGAACGGAAACUGUCGAGGAUUUGGCGCUCAGACUUAGUAUUCCCGUCGAAGACGUGAACCCACGGGACGCUAAGGCGGCUGUAGUUCACGGACAGGACCUCAAGGAUAUGAAAGACAACCAUUUGGACGAAAUACUCAGAUAUCAUACGGAAAUAGUGUUCGCCCGGACAUCACCGCAACAGAAGCUCUUUAUAGUAGAAGGCUGUCAACGACAGGGAGCUAUAGUAGCCGUCACUGGCGAUGGAGUUAACGAUUCGCCGGCUCUUAAGAAGGCAGACAUCGGCGUCGCGAUGGGUAUCGCCGGGUCUGAUGUCUCCAAACAGGCGGCGGAUAUGAUUCUAUUGGACGACAACUUCGCGUCGAUAGUGACGGGUGUAGAGGAGGGACGGCUUAUAUUUGAUAACUUGAAAAAGUCGAUCGCAUACACACUCACCAGUAAUAUACCGGAGAUAUCGCCGUUUUUAUUCUUCAUUAUCUUCAACGUCCCGCUCCCGUUGGGAACCGUUACUAUUCUGUGCAUCGAUUUGGGCACAGAUAUGGUUCCCGCGAUAUCCCUGGCCUACGAACAGGCAGAGAGCGAUAUAAUGAAACGACAGCCAAGAGAUCCUAAGAAAGAUAAGCUCGUGAACGAGAGAUUGAUAUCGGUUUCCUACNACCAAUGA
Messenger RNA from Oppiella nova, 1802 nucleotides. The record is from the annotation of a GenBank genome assembly. NCBI's taxonomy places the organism in Eukaryota, Metazoa, Arthropoda, Arachnida, Sarcoptiformes, Oppiidae.